AUGGUCGCGUUCGAAGACCUUCUACAUGACACGAGCGGCAACUGCGAUAGCGAUCAUCUCGAAAUUUUCGAGUUUAACGAUUUCCAUGGCGGGCCGCACCGUCAUAGUGGACCAGCGACAGCAGACUCAGGUGUUGCCAUGUCUAGUGGCUACGAACCUCGUAGGGCCGAGCAGAGACAAACUCCCAAUCUUGGCACGCUGGAAGCGAAGUUUGAGCAUAUACUGUAUGCGGUAGAGGAGGCCGGUUUCGAGAGCUUCGAUGAUUUGCUGACUCAGUACUACACCGCGCGGUUCAAAGACGACACUGUAGCCUACUGGGCUCAAUCUCGGAGCCGCAACCGCUUCUUGCACACAUUCUUGGCUGCACUGCACGAAGACACAGGGAGCUGGAGUGACCGGGAAGCGCAGGGAUACCGCCAACAUAUUGCCUGCACAGCAGAGAGACUCUACGUCUCUGAGUUUGCGUACGCCAAGCGACACCGACCGAUGACACCCAACAUCGACGUCUCGCCCGUCUGGAGAGCUAUGCAUGAGCUAGACCAGAGAGUUCUCAGUAAGGAGUAUCGCACUUUUGUGCGGACGUCAAUGCCUGAGACGUAUGCGCUCCUCACAGAAAUCAGCAUGAGGGCAAGCUUGCAGCAUGCGCAGCGCUCGCAAGCUGUGUCUGCCUUCUUGAUACUGUUGCUUGAAUCCAUGCCAAAUGAGCAGGGAGGAUGUCGAACGUGA
This is a messenger RNA of Lecanosticta acicola, 726 nucleotides long. NCBI's taxonomy places the organism in Eukaryota, Fungi, Ascomycota, Dothideomycetes, Mycosphaerellales, Mycosphaerellaceae. The record is from the annotation of a GenBank genome assembly.